UAUAGGCUGACCCAUACCAAGUUACCUAUACAAUGAUUCCAGUAUAGGCUGACCCAUACCAAGUUACCUAUACAAUGAUUUCAGUAUAGGCUGACCCAUACCAAGUUACCUAUACAAUGAUUCCAGUAUAGGCUGACCCAUACCAAGUUACCUAUACAAUGACUCCAGUAUAGGCUGACCCAUACCAAGUUACCUAUACAAUGAUUCCAGUAUAGGCUGACCCAUACCAAGUUACCUAUACAAUGAUUUCAGUAUAGGCUGACCCAUACCAAGUUACCUAUACAAUGAUUCCACUAUAGGCUGACCCAUACCAAGUUACCUAUACAAUGAUUCCAGUAUAGGCUGACCCAUACCAAGUUACCUAUACAAUGAUUCCAGUAUAGGCUGACCCAUACCAAGUUACCUAUACAAUGACUCCAGUAUAGGCUGACCCAUACCAAGUUACCUAUACAAUGACUCCAGUAUAGGCUGACCCAUACCAAGUUACCUAUACAAUGAUUUCAGUAUAGGCUGACCCAUACCAAAUCACCUAUACAAUUCAACUGUAGGAUACUUCACCCCUGAAUUAUUACACUGCAACAACCAAUAUGGUGGUAUCUUUGACCAAUUAGGCCUAAUUGUCAAAGAAGUAAUAACAAGUGAAACUGUAGACAGCUUUGUAGUUCAAUGUGCAGAAUAUUUAGUUUAGUUUGGACCAUCUUUAUGCUGAAGGCGGGAGUUAUUAUAUCCUUCUUUUCAUAAUGGUGAUAUGAAAAACCAAAUGAUGCGAUGAAAAGCUCUCAAAUGUAGUGAUUCAACUGUUUUCUUACCAGAGACAUAACAACUGUACUCAUAAAUAUUUCAAUUAGGUCUGCUGUAAAAGGUUACAUUUCUUUCUCCUUAUACAAGCAUGCCACACAUGACUGGGUGACCUGAAACCAAUGAUGACUCAGUAUCAUUUGUGGGAGUACUGUACAUGCCACAGAGUAGUGUCACUCUUGUGCAAAGCUCUGCAGUGCAAACAUUACACCCUUCUAUGGCUUCUCUGCUACAGGGGAUACAUGGUUUAGGUUAGUGGUAGGGGUACGUCUUACCUUACCAUCACUCCACAGUGUGUGUUCCUAAAUUCAAUCUGGAGUGCUAAGAGUGCGUUCGUAAAUUCAUCAGUUAUUCUGCGCUCUGGCACACUCAGACGAGAGUGCUCUGAAAUUGGAGUAGAUAGCCAGAGUGAAUUUACGAACGCACCCACAGAUUCACACACAAAAUAGGCCUAGCUACACUUUUCCAAAUCCUAUAUGGCUCCACCCUGAAGGAUCUGGUGAUGAUGGGAUGGGUGUUUGUGUGAUAACGGUGCUUCUGGUUCCUGCUUGCUAUUCUUAAUUUAAUCCGACGCAUGUCUCUUCCAGCAUGGCUCUCUGUGCUCUAAUACUGGCUGUAUUGAUGCUGUCUCAGGAGGUUUCAAUGAAACAACUUCCCUGGUGGAGAAAAAAAAGAAUUUGUGCAAUAAAACCAAUCAACAUUUGAAUAAAAAAAAAAAACAUUGAAAAACUGUUUAGAAUGAAAAUUAAUUUGGCUUUGUGAAGUAAUGAAUAAAGUGCUGUUGCGUAAUAUAAGUUACCAUCAACUGUGUCCAUAAGAGAUUAUUAGAGGCAGUAAGCAAGAGCCACAUCUGGCCUGUACAAUGCAAUGAAACCAGUUCAUGCAGCUCACAAACUUCUCAGUAACCCUGUUACUAAUACUGAAGGUUUUCCUUGUCAAUUGACCCCAUAUUUUUUGUCUUCCAGUGUGUAUUAACCUCUUUUGGAAAGUGAAUCGCAUGCUCUGAAAGAUGGACAUUUAGACCAUGUCAGUGCGGGGCAGUGGCACUGGCAGUUUGCGGGGUUCAGUGCGAGGCAGUGGUGGUGGAGGCUCGUUCAGCAUGCACUCCCUGCUCCAGUCGUACGGCUCCGCCCUGCGCCGACCACGCAGCCUGGGCCGCAGCCUCAGCUCCUAUCUCAACCACACCACACGCCUGGAGAUAGUCCAUGAAGAUGUGAAGAUCGGCUCUGAUGGGGAGAGUGACCAGGUCUCGGCCACCUCUUCUGAUGAAGUACACAGUCCUGUCAGGGUCCGCCUCAGGAACAACUCUGUACGCAAGAUAUCCACCGAGGAUAUAAACAAGCGGUUGUCCUUGCCUGCGGACAUCCGUCUCCCAGAUGGCUACCUGGAGAAGUUCUGUCUGAACAGUCCUCUUUUUGACAAGCCUCUGAGCCGGAGGCUAAGGAGAGUCUCCCUGUCAGAGAUUGGCUUUGGGAAGCUGGAGACCUAUGUGAAGCUGGAUAAGCUAGGAGAGGGAACCUAUGCCACGGUAUACAAAGGGCGCAGCAAGCUGACUGACAACCUGGUGGCUCUGAAAGAGAUCCGAUUGGAGCAUGAGGAGGGGGCUCCCUGCACUGCCAUCAGAGAGGUGUCUCUGUUGAAGGAUCUGAAACACGCCAACAUAGUGACCCUCCAUGACAUCAUUCACACGCAGAAAUCUCUCACGCUGGUCUUUGAGUACCUGGAUAAAGACCUUAAGCAGUAUCUGGAGGAUUGUGGCAACUCUAUCCACAUGCACAAUGUGAAGCUCUUCCUGUUCCAGCUGCUGCGUGGCCUCAACUACUGCCACCGCCGCAAAGUCCUCCACAGAGACCUCAAACCCCAGAACCUGCUCAUCAACGACCGCGGAGAGCUCAAACUGGCUGACUUUGGCCUGGCCCGGGCUAAGUCCAUUCCCACCAAGACAUACUCCAACGAGGUGGUGACGCUAUGGUACCGUCCCCCAGACAUCCUCCUAGGAAGCACUGACUACUCAACGCAGAUAGAUAUGUGGGGAGUGGGUUGUAUCUUCUAUGAGAUGUCUACAGGCCGCCCCCUGUUUCCUGGCUCCACAGUGGAGGAAGAGCUGCACUUCAUCUUUAAACUGCUAGGUACACCCAAUGAGACAUCCUGGCCUGGAAUCACCUCCAAUGAGGAAUUCAUCUCGUACAACUACCCCCGGUACAGAGCCGACUGUCUACGGAAUCACACACCAAGACUGGACAAUGAAGGAGUGGAACUGCUGUCCAAACUGCUGCAGUUUGAGGGAAAGAAGCGCAUCUCAGCAGAGGAGGCCAUGAGGCAUCCAUACUUCCACAGUCUGGGUGAUCGAGUGCUCACACUGCCUGACACUACAUCAAUAUUUUCACUUCAAGACAUUCAGCUGGAGAAGGAGCCUGGAGGUAGAAGCAGCUCCUUGUCUGACUCAGAGCUCGUACAGGGAUGCCUAAGGUUCCGGCACACCUUAGUGAACAGCAUAUCUCGACGACAGAGCCUGCUUUUCUGAGUGGAGCGAGAGAGACGGACAAACGAGGGGACGAGAAGCUGAGACAUUUCCGUGUGCGAUGAAGGGAUACAUAUUCAUCUUCUUUAUACCUUUUGAAUUGUCAUUGUCGGUCCAUUUAGUGUUGAGAGAGGUUCACUAGCUGUUUACAUGUAAGACGAGGCUGAGGAGGAUACCUGUUUUUCUUCUUAGUUUGCUCUCAAUAUGCACUCUCUCCUCUAUAGAAACGUUUACUGUCACAGACACACUUUUACCAUCACGUAUACUGUAAAUGCUGACAGGCAAAGAAAGCCUUACCAUUUUUCCCUUGUAUAGCUAACUACUGUGAUCUUUAGUUUACAGGCUGACAUAAUUGCAGUCCUGUAUAAUUAAAUUUAGACAUGUCAGGACAUUCUUUGAAUGCAAUAAUCAUCACCCGUACAUUUUAAUGGAUUUGGACCAAAGUUUUCAACUCACUUAAAUUAUGCACAAUGAUAUGGUAAUACCCCUAGCUAGAACCUUUUUAUUUUUGAUUGUAUAAUACCACAAUGAAGGAAUAAUUCGAAAAAUUACAAGGCUUGAAUAAGUGAAAGUUAAUUCGAGUUGUCUUCUAACUGAGGGAGGAAUAAUACGGUGAGGCUGUAGUGUCUCACCUUGGUCUUCCACACUCCCAUUUCCACCACAGCAAGGUAUUACAGUCUAUCCCUCCCAUUUCCACCACAGCAAGGUAUUACAGUCUAUCCCUCCCAUUUCCACCACAGCAAGGUAUUACAGUCUAUCCCUCCCAUUUCCACCACAGCAAGGUAUUACAGUCUAUCCCUCCCAUUUCCACCACAGCAAGGUAUUACAGUCUAUCCCUCCCAUUUCCACCACAGCAAGGUAUUACAGUCUAUUCCUCCCAUUUCCACCACAGCAAGGUAUUACAGUCUAUCCCUCCCAUUUCCACCACAGCAAGGUAUUACAGUCUAUCCCUCCCAUUUCCACCACAGCAAGGUAUUACAGUCUAUCCCUCCCAUUUCCACCACAGCAAGGUAUUACAGUCUAUCCCUCCCAUUUCCACCACAGCAAGGUAUUACAGUCUAUUCCUCCCAUUUCCACCACAGCAAGGUAUUACAGUCUAUCCCUCCCAUUUCCACCACAGCAAGGUAUUACAGUCUAUUCCUCCCAUUUCCACCACAGCAAGGUAUUACAGUCUAUCCCUCCCAUUUCCACCACAGCAAGGUAUUACAGUCUAUCCCUCCCAUUUCCACCACAGCAAGGUAUUACAGUCUAUCCCUCCCAUUUCCACCACAGCAAGGUAUUACAGUCUAUCUCUCCCAUUUCCACCACAGCAAGGUAUUACAGUCUAUCCCUCCCAUUUCCACCACAGCAAGGUAUUACAGUCUAUUCCUCCCAUUUCCACCACAGCAAGGUAUUACAGUCUAUCCCUCCCAUUUCCACCACAGCAAGGUAUUACAGUCUAUCCCUCCCAUUUCCACCACAGCAAGGUAUUACAGUCUAUCCCUCCCAUUUCCACCACAGCAAGGUAUUACAGUCUAUUCCUCCCAUUUUCACCACAGCAAGGUAUUACAGUCUAUCCCUCCCAUUUCCACAACAGCAAGGUAUUACAGUCUAUUCCUCCCAUUUCCACCACAGCAAGGUAUUACAGUCUAUUCCUCCCAUUUCCACCACAGCAAGGUAUUACAGUCUAUCCCUCCCAUUUCCACCACAGCAAGGUAUUACAGUCUAUUCCUCCCAGCUCCACCACAGCAAGGUAUUACAGUCUAUCCCUCCCAUUUCCACCACAGCAAGGUAUUACAGUCUAUUCCUCCCAUUUCCACCACAGCAAGGUAUUACAGUCUAUUCCUCCCAUUUCCACCACAGCAAGGUAUUACAGUCUAUUCCUCCCAGCUCCACCACAGCAAGGUAUUACAGUCUAUCCCUCCCAUUUCCACCACAGCAAGGUAUUACAGUCUAUUGCUCCCAUUUCCACCACAGCAAGGUAUUACAGUCUAUUCCUCCCAUUUCCACCACAGCAAGGUAUUACAGUCUAUUCCUCCCAUCUCCACCACAGCAAGGUAUUACAGUCUAUUCCUCCCAUUUCCACCACAGCAAGGUAUUACAGUCUAUCACUCCCAUCUCCAUAAUCAUUGAAGGGGGAUAUUAGUUUAGUACCAGGUACAUUAGUCCAAACAGUGUCUUGGUGGCAUUUGGGGGAAAUCCUCAUGUUGUAUUUAUUUAUUUAUUUUCAUAAUGCUGUGCUUGGCUGAUAUGGUACAAUGGUUUGAAAGAAAAAUGCAGCACUUCUGUUCUAUUUUCACACAACAUUUUACAGUUCUCUGAGGAAUCCAUAGCACUUACAGGAAUUCUCCUCAUUCUUGCAGGAAUUCUGGAAUUUGGGGAACCGUUGUACCAAAAACCUGGAGAUGGAGAUCUCUUUAUUGAUUAUAUAGACAUGCAUCCAAUACAAAUUGAGCUUCCUCAGUGAAACAUCACAACCCUGAUAGGUUUAAUGACUCUUUUAGGGCACAGGGUACAGUAUUGUUGGGUGUAAUGUAAUUGUGUUUACACAUCUACCUGUUUGGAGUGAAAGAGACAGUCUGCAAAUUGCCCCACUGUGUACAGAGUGAUGUGUGGUCAUCAUUCUGAGGAGAGUGAGAGCGUGCACCAGACACAGUGUCACUACUUUUACACCGCCUGCUGAUGUAGUUAGCCCACCUAUUAACCAUGGCUGUUGUUCUAAAGCAGUGGUUCCCAACCUUUUAUCAUUUACCUUACCACCAACUGAAAUUUUUCUCUGCCGAAGUACCCCAUGUACAUUUUACCAGUAGGCCUAUGGUCUCAUGAGUCUUCUCAAGUACCCCCUGUGGAUAGGCCAAGAACCCCUGUGGAUAGGCCAAGAACCCCUGGUUGGGAACCAUUGUUCUAAAGCACUUCAGUAUGUGGAAUCUGUGAAAACCAAAGUGAACAUGCAUAAAACUGUCAUCUGAAAUUUCUGGCUCGUCAUUUUGAAUGGGGAUAGAUGAUGUGUUUCAAUCCUCAAAUAACCAAAGUAUACAUUUUUGGAUUGAGGCGGUAACUUGGAGAGAAAUGCAGUUGGUUAUGAAUUCUCACCAUCUCAACCUUUGGGUUAGUUUGGUGGGUUGGGGUGUGAUCCUAGCAGCGAGAUGUUGUGAACUUAGUAAGUGUGAAUGAGUGAGCGUGUGCUGUCUGGGUGUGUGUGUAUGAGAGAGCCAGAGAGCGAGUCAGACGGUCAGAGCAGAGGAUAUGUGUCGUGAAGCACGGCAAUGUUAUAUUGUGGAAAAAGAAUAUGGUAUGUUGUAAAUAACCGUAGAUUAUUUUAACGGAACCGAGCAGAGGACUGUGCAAUGAGAUGAGGAUCCUCUUCUCAUUAUGUCAUUUUGAAGAUAAGAAUAUAGUUUUCUUACGAUGAUCAUUGAUUAUAUUGUUAUUGUGUUCUUAUUCUUUUAAUGAGAAAAGGUUUCUUUGUUCAUAGAAUACAUAAUCGGUGUAGAUAUUUGGAUUUUAUGUUUAUAAUUUUUCUGUGAUGGUGAAAGGGGCUCUUCCAUAUACGUUGUCAUAAGAAGCAUGGAUAUGUUGCCAUGGAAGGGCUGACGGGUUGUGGUUGUGAAGUCGCCUCUUGUACCAUUUUAUAUUUCGCAAUAACUGUUGUACUACGCAAUAACUGUUGUACAGUACGUGAGCCCUGUCCAGAUUUCCCAGUGGAUUGACUACUUUAUAUCUAACACAAAAACAAUGAAGUCACAACUUUAAGUCGAACAAAAAAAUACUGGAGACUGUUCUAUUGCCCAUUGUCACUUUUACAUUUGGAUUCAAAUAGUGAGAUUUUGAUAUCACUGUUGACAAAGCGCUUAUUUUUUUUUUAAAUUGAGCCAAGAAACAAGAAACCUCUUGUAGUUUCCAGUAUUGAUAAAACUGACAUUUCUUUAUAAAGCAAAACAAGUUCAAUUCUAAGGUGUAUGUGCCGAGGUUAAGACGGUGUUCUUCAGUUGUCAAGCAGAGUUGGAUUACAGUUUGGACAAUGCAAUUUGGACAAUGCAAUGAGACUUGGUUUGGAAGCAGCUUUACCAUACAGCCCAGCAUAUCUAAUGGGCAUGUGAUGUGUUGAUGAGGUUGAAAAGGUAUGAACAUGUACUGUAAACUGGUGUGUGUGUGUAUAUAUGUAGGUACUGUACUGUAAAACAUACAAUUUGAAAAGGAAUUUAAACAAACACAAGCAAUACAUUUGGCAAAUGUCUGAUGCAGAAGCCUGCCAAACAAGUUGGUGCUCUGAUAGCGUUUAGGAAUGGCAUGUUAUGGGGAGGCUGCAGUACACAGCAUUGUGAUAAGAUGUUCUUCCUAUAGUUGGUUGGGGAAACUGGGCCAUAUCCAGUAGGUAUAACACUACAGGAAGUUGCAGAUAUAAAUGGAAUGUAGCCUAUGGAGCAACCAACACAUUAGACUGACAUUUUUCUCUGACACGUUCUUCAUGGCUGCACCUCUGAAUAUGUUUUAGAUCUGUGUGUAUAUUGUAUGGAUAUGUAAAUGCUCAAGAUGUUUUGUGAAGAGAAUGUUUUUGGUUGAUAGGCUCUGUCAACUGUGCGUAAAAACUGGAUUUGCAUAUUCAAAAGCUCUUUGGAUUGCGGCAAUAGUUAUUAUUUUUCCAUCUGAGCAGCGGUUUGGAAAGGACUACAGUGUAAAUUCUCAAGUGAAAUACCACACCAUCAUGAACCUGUGGUUAUUAUAUCGGUGACACUGAAAUACCACACCAUUAUGAACCUGUGGUUAUUAUAUCGGUGACACACUGAAAUACCACACCAUUAUGAACCUGUGGUUAUUAUAUCGGUGACACUGAAAUACCACACCAUCAUGAACCUGUGGUUAUUAUAUCGGUGACACACUGAAAUACCACACCAUUAUGAACCUGUGGUUAUUAUAUCGGUGACACUGAAAUACCACACCAUCAUGAACCUGUGGUUAUUAUAUCGGUGACACACUGAAAUACCACACCAUUAUGAACCUGUGGUUAUUAUAUCGGUGACACACUGAAAUACCACACCAUUAUGAACCUGUGGUUAUUAUAUCGGUGACACUCUGAAAUACCACACCAUUAUGAACCUGUGGUUAUUAUAUCGGUGACACACUGAAAUACCACAGAUAUAUGGCUGACUGUUGAGAGCACCCUUCUGGGUAGCGAUACACAAUCUUCCAGUACUUGUCAGAUGGACUAGAUACAGCGAAAAACAGAGCUUGGCACAUUUGCUUUAUGGAAGCAAAAUAAUUCACGCAAAUGCUUUACUUCUUCACAACUACAUACAUUUAGUCAGACAAUAUAAGAAAAUAUUUCCAGUCAUGACAGUCACUAGGCCAAUGUAAUGUUUUCUCCUGUAUUUAUCCACUCUUCUGAGUGUCUCAAUUGUUUAAUGUAACAGUACUACAAAUACUUAUCCACAAAUAAUGCCACUCGGAAUAGUAUUUUAUGAAUGUAAUUGUCCUCCUGAGGUUUGAUUUAGCCAAAGUUUCACUUCAAUUCAAUGGGCGUGUAUUAAUGUUCUUCAGCACAUCACGAUUCUAGCUCACCCCAGUGAAUUGGGAGGAUUAAGACCAUAAUACUAUAGACAGAUUAUUUUGAAUGACUCAUCAUUUUACACAACGUGAGGAACUUGGUUAUAUGAGCUGUUAGUAUAUUCCCCAUUAAAGAAGAAUUCAUUUUAAAGGCAAAACAUUUACAAACCACCAUUUUGAACAGAUGAUUACAGCAUUGGUUGUGUAAUUCUCCUUUUAUAAAAAAAUAUUUUGGUGAUAUAAUGCUUUGCUAUAUUGUCCGCAUCUGUACAUUUCAAAUUUUAUUACCUUUUGACUGGAUUUAUUAAGAUAUUUCAUAGUCUCUACCGGUUGAUAUACUGUUAAUCAACAAACAAAUGUGUACAACACAGCUAUAAAUGCACGCCUCAAUGUGUGUUGUAAAAGAGCUUUGCUUUUGGCUGCCAUCAGCUUUUGCCUCAGUCCAAUACCAAAGUUAUCUGCAGUAUUGCAUGAUAUGAUUCUUCCGAACUUUGCUCAGAAGCCGUCAAAUUGCUCUGUGUGUCUUUAAGUCAGCCAUUUCCUUCCAAGUAACUGCAAACUAUAAAUUGCUUUAUUGAGUCCACAUACAGUGCCGUGAAAGUCUUUGCCCCUUUCUGAUUUUCUCUAUUUUUGACAUUGAAUGUUAUCAGAUCUUCAACCAAAACUUAAUAUUAGAUAACAGGAACUUGAGUGAAGAAAUAACGCAACAAUUACAUAUAUUGUUUAUUUAAUAAACAAAGUUAUGCAACACCCAAUGCUCUGUGUAAAAAAGUAAUUGCCCUUUUACACUCAAUAACGGGUUGUGCCACCUUUAGCUACAAUGACUGCAACCAAACGCUUCAUGUAGUUGUUGAUCAGUCUCUCACAUCGCUGUGGAGGAAUGUUGGCCCCCUCUUCCGUUGAGAACUGCUGUAACUCAGCGACAUUUGUUGGUUUUCAAAUAUUAACUGCUCAUUUCAGGUCCUGCCACAACAUCUCAAUCAGGAUUAGGUCUGAACUUUGACAAGAACAUACUAAAACUUAAAAUGUGUUGCUUUUCAACUAUUCGGAUCUAAACUUGAUUUGUGUAUUUUGGAUCAUUGUCUUGCUGCAUAACCCAGCUGUGCUUCAGCUUCAAUUCACAGACGGCUGGCCUGACAUUCUCCUGAUACAGAGCAGAAUUUAUGAUUCCUUCAAUGAUGGCAAGACAUCCAGGUCCUGAGGCAGCAAAGAAUCCCCAAACCAUCACACUACCACCAUCAUGCUUCACCAUUGGUAUGAGGUUCUUACUGUGGAAUGCAGUGUUUGGUUUUCAGCAGACAUAACGGGACCCAUAUGUUGUCCUUAAAGUUCUACUUUUGAGUCAUCUGUCGAUAGAGCAUCUUGAUGAUCAUCCGGGUGCUUCCAGGUACUUAUUUGGCAAACUUGAGUCAACUUUUGGGAGGACAUGGGUCCCAUUAUGUCUGGCAAAAACCAAACACAGUACAGUAAGAACCUCAUACCAACGGUCAAGCGUAGUGGUGGUGGUGGUGGUGGUAGUGUGAUGGUUUGGGGAUGCUUUGCUACCUCAGGACCUGGACGACUUGUCAUCAUUAGAGGAACAAUGCUCUGUAUCAGAGAAUUCUAGAAUUCUACAGGAGAAUGUCAGGCCAUCCAUCCAUAAGCUGAAGCGCAGCUGGAUCAUGCAGCAAGACAAUGAUCCAUAACACACAAUCAAGUCUACAUGAAAAUGGCUAAAAAGCAACACAUUUUAUGUUUUGGAAUGGCCUAGUCAAAGUCCAGACCUAAUCCUGAUUGUGUUGUUGUGGCAGGAUUAGAUACGAGCAGUUCAUGCUUGAAAACCCACAAAUGUUGCUGAGUUAAAGCAGUUCUGCAUGGAAGAGUGGGCCAAAAUUGCUCCACAGCGAUGUGAGAGAAUGAUCAACAACUGCAUGAAGCAUUUUGUUGCAAUCAUUGCAGCUAAAGGUGGCACAACCAGUUGUUGAGUGUAAGGGGGCAAUUACUUUUUCACACAGAGGCAUUAAGUGUUUCAUAACUUUCUUUAUUAAAUAAGUAUCAGAUUGUUAUUUGUCUACACAGGUUUUGGUUGAAGGUCUAAUAACAUUCAAUAUCAAAAAUAUGCAACAAUUUGAAGAAAUCAGAAAAGGGGCAAAUACUUUUUCACUGCAUUGUACCUGUUAUGAUUUAAGUAUGGAAAAGUACCUUGAAUAUAUAAAUGUUGUAAGAUGUUAAUUCUAUGUAUUCAAAAAUAUAUAGCUCAAUAAAGUUGUACAUUUCUCAA
Salmo salar (Atlantic salmon) is the source of this 11102-nucleotide messenger RNA. NCBI's taxonomy places the organism in Eukaryota, Metazoa, Chordata, Actinopteri, Salmoniformes, Salmonidae. The record is from RefSeq and is a predicted model, not a curated record.